AUGCAAGAAUUCAAAAUUGCCGACCAGACAUAUACAUCAAGACUCCUUAUCGGAACGGCAGGGUACCCGAAUUUCCACAUAAUGACGGAGUCCAUCGCCGCGAGUGGUGCUGAAAUUGCGACGGUGUCAAUGCGGCGCGUGAAAUUUACAAAUACACCCGGUGAGAAUUUGUUCGCGCUUCUACGCGAACGGGGUAUGACGAUCCUCCCAAACACUGCGGGUUGCUUCACUGCAAAGGAUGCUAUUUUAACAGCGAACCUCGCCAGAGAGGCACUUGAGACAUCGCUCAUCAAACUUGAAGUUAUCGGAGACGAGGAGACCCAGUUUCCAGACGUAGAGCAGUUACUCAGGGCAGCGGAGACACUCGUGAAGGACGGCUUCACUGUGCUUCCGUACUGUAACGACGAUCCGAUUACCUGUAAAAAAUUAGAAGAUAUUGGCUGUGCAGUAGUGAUGCCAUUAGGUGCUCCGAUCGGCUCAGGGAUGGGGAUCCGAAAUCCGUAUAAUAUUCAGAUUAUCCGAGAUCUUGUGCAAGUGCCGCUUAUUGUGGAUGCCGGCGUUGGGACAGCAUCGGAUGCAGCCAUUGCGAUGGAGUUAGGGUGUGAUGGUGUUCUGCUCAAUACAGCGGUAGCGAAAGCACACCGGCCCGUGCUGAUGGCGGAGGCGAUGAAAAAAGCAGUCGAAGCCGGUAGAGCGGCGUUUUUAGCUGGACGCAUCCCAAGGAAACUUUACGCGACCGCCUCAAGCCCACAGGACGGAAUAAUUGAAUAA
This is a messenger RNA of Geodia barretti, 771 nucleotides long. The record is from the annotation of a GenBank genome assembly. NCBI's taxonomy places the organism in Eukaryota, Metazoa, Porifera, Demospongiae, Tetractinellida, Geodiidae.